CUCGAUGACAUCGCUACCUAGGUAAUUCAGCCUCGCUGUGAAAACUUGUCAUUAUUCGGCGUGAACAACGAUUUUUAGCAUGCAACGGAUACAUGUCGAACGGCCCCAAGGGGAAACAUCGUCCAAUAAGAGCGUGAGGUUCCUUCAGUGCACAGUACCUGCAAUCAGCGGAGACUUUCGACGAAUAACCGUUAGAUUGUGGGAUUGGACCAGCGAUAUGGGCAACUUUCCCAUCGUUCCCCCGACAUUCGCCGAGGUCUGGGAAUUGGCCCUUAGAAAAGACAGUCGUUAUGAUUGGAACCGACAGACGGUGGAUAUCAGUAUCAGCCGUACGGGAAACAACGAGACAGCGGUGGCAGCUAGCGACAUCCAAUUGUAUGGGGGCGACGAGCAGAAUCGAAUCACCUUCACCCUUCAGCCUUUGGGGGGCCCCAUAACUCUCAAUAUGGAGUUCUCGAUCAUGCGGCCGGCUAGAGGUUGGCCUAGAAAUACGGGCCAUGUCAUUGAAGUCUUGGGCGAGAGAGGAUAUCGGCGCUUACGGGUCGGAGGCGCCAAAUCUAACCAUGGCACCAUCCAGCCACUGCAAAUUCGGGAGGUUUCCGUGCUAUAUGGUUUUGAAGAAACCGUCGAAUUCCAUCAUCCCAGUCAUCCAAAGAGAAUCGACUUCUUCACCGACCCCGACUUCCAAGCACCGCUCGCCGUCGCAGGCUGGACCGAUAUAGAAGUCGAAGUGGACCGGGUGCCAAUCCAAGUCACCCCGGAUCCCCAAGUAGGAGAUAGAUUGAGACUUGGUCAGCGCAACAGCAUCCAGUGGGAGCAGGAACGGUUGGGACUGGUUUCACUGUUAGUUCGCUUCUCACUACCGAAGGAGGAUGGCACGGAGGAAACGCUGCCGUUGUAUUAUCGGAUCACCGAGCUUGAGGAUGAACAAUCGGGCCAGGGUGGACAUGUUGACCCCCCCGAGGAUAAAUUGACGGAACUUGAGGACAGGGAGCGGCGUGUUGAAUCGCGGGAGGUUUGUGUUCGUUUGGCGCUACUGAAGUUGAGGGAUCUGAAGAGAGAGAUGGAACAUACGCUUGAAUCUCUUGGUGAUAUUGUUUGAGAUUAGUGCUCAUGCGCAUUCGCAAUCAUAUUAUAUAGUCCACAUUUUGAGUCUUGCUGAGCUGUACUUUGUGUUUCAGCGCCAGAGAAGAUGUACCGAAAUAUGCGCACCAAGGUAC
Trematosphaeria pertusa is the source of this 1220-nucleotide messenger RNA. RefSeq lists its product as uncharacterized. NCBI's taxonomy places the organism in Eukaryota, Fungi, Ascomycota, Dothideomycetes, Pleosporales, Trematosphaeriaceae. The coding region runs from base 80 to 1102 and encodes 340 amino acids. The record is from RefSeq and is a predicted model, not a curated record. The transcript is spliced from 2 exons.